AUGAUUGGUGAUUGGCUUCAAGGGCCAUACGUUUAUGCGGUUUAUAAAAGUUAUGGAUUUGAUUUGAAUCAGCAGGCAAUUUUGUUCGUUACUGGAUUCUUAUCAAGUGGUAUUUUUGGAACCAUUGUUGGAUCUGCUGCGGAUAAAUAUGGAAGAAAAAAAUUUUGUUUGCUUUUUGCAUUACUUUAUUCUGCGUCUUGUUUUAUUGUAUUGUCAAAAGAUUUUUAUAUACUAUUAAUGGGAAGGAUUUUGUCCGGUAUAAGUACAUCCCUCUUGUUUUCGGUUUUUGAAAGUUGGAUGGUUAGCGAACAUUUUUCUAGAGGAUUUUCUCCUUCGCUGUUAUCUGAAACCUUUUCACAGGCAAUUUAUGGAAACGGGCUUGUUGCUAUUUUUAGUGGACUAUUAGCAAAUUGGUUAGUCAAGCAAUUUGGAGUCACGUCACCUUUCUUAGCGGCAAUUGGCUUCUUUGCAUUAGCAUCAUUGGUAAUUACUUUUACUUGGAAAGAAAAUUAUGGAAGUAAAUCCGAUAAGGAUGAUGCGACAGAAGCUUCAUCUUUGUCUCGAGCUUUGAAAGUUAUAAGCAACGAUUCUCGUGUUCUUGCAGUUGGAGCCGUACAAUCAUUAUUUGAGGCCUCCAUGUAUACAUUUGUAUUCUUCUGGGGACCGUUCUUAGAAAUUCAUCAUAAAUCAGAAGAGGCCAUUAUGAUUGGAUCAUUAAUUUAUAAGAACUUGAGUGGUCCCCGUAACGUUCCUUUAUCUGAUAUUGCACAAAUAACAUUUUUAGUAGCAGGAGUUUCAUUAUUAAUACCAUUACUAUAUCCGAACGAGACCACAUUGUUUUGUUUUUUUACUUUAUUUGAGAUGACAUGUGGACUUUAUUUCCCUACUGUUGGAACACUUAGAGCUAAAGUUGUACCUGAAAACUUGAGAGCUACUAUUAGCAAUUUAUUCAGAGUACCAUUGAACAUGUUCGUUGUAGCACUCUUGGUUACUGAUCUAAAAAUUUCCACACGAUGUUUAUUGUGCAGUGUUUUACUUAUCAUUGCUUUUGUUUGGUCUUUUGCACUUCCAGAGGUAAAUAAUUUAUAA
Messenger RNA from Funneliformis geosporum, 1089 nucleotides. NCBI's taxonomy places the organism in Eukaryota, Fungi, Glomeromycota, Glomeromycetes, Glomerales, Glomeraceae. The record is from the annotation of a GenBank genome assembly.